AUGGCCGCACGGUCGCUUCGUAUAGGCUUGAUACCCGGUGAUGGGAUCGGCCGCGAGGUCAUUCCUGCAGGCCGACAAGUACUGGAAGCAAUCUCAACGAGCUUCAAGCUCAAAUUCGACUUCGUCGAUCUAUACGCAGGAUUUGAAACAUUUCAACAAACCGGCAACGCUUUACCCGACAGGACAGUGAAAGUUCUCAAGGAAGAAUGCGAUGGUGCCCUUUUCGGAGCUGUGAGCUCACCGACAACGAAAGUCGUAGGCUACUCGUCCCCAAUAGUUGCUUUGCGGAAGAAGCUGGAUCUAUAUGCCAAUGUACGACCAGUAAAAACUACUGCGACAGUCAAGUCGCCAAUUGAUCUUGUCAUUGUGAGAGAGAACACUGAAGACCUCUACGUGAAGGAGGAACGAACUUUCGAGUCUCCUGAUGGGAAGGGUAAAAUCGCAGAGGCAAUCAAGAGGAUAUCAGAGCGAGCAUCGCACCGCAUUGCCAGCAUAGCCGGGGAGAUAGCUUUACGACGGCAAAAAAUAAGAGAUAGUGGUGUGCACAGUGUGCACUCGAGACCUCUUGUAACUAUUACGCACAAGAGUAAUGUGUUGUCUCAAACAGACGGUCUCUUUCGUGAGACUGCUCGUACGGCCCUCUCACAUUCCUCUUUCUCGGAUGUCGCCGUGGAUGAACAGAUUGUCGAUUCCAUGGUCUACAAGCUCUUUCGUCAACCUUCAGCUUACGACGUUAUUGUUGCUCCAAACCUUUAUGGCGAUAUCUUAUCGGACGGUGCGGCGGCUUUGGUCGGCAGCUUAGGCCUCGUGCCCUCAGCCAACGUUGGAGACGGUUUUGUGAUUGGAGAACCAUGCCAUGGUAGUGCACCGGAUAUUAUGGGCAAAAGUGUGGCGAAUCCAAUUGCUAGUAUCCGAAGUGCGGGGCUGAUGCUGGAAUUUUUGGGAGAGGAAGAUGCAGCCGCGAAGAUAGAAAAAGCAGUCGAGAGUAAUUUGGACGAAGGAAGACUGCUCAGCCCUGAUAUGGGUGGCAAAGCCAGGACAGAGGAGGUUGUUGAAGACAUUCUCAAGAAGUUGUGA
This is a messenger RNA of Bacidia gigantensis, 1077 nucleotides long. It is a transcript of the gene LYS12, whose product is annotated as homoisocitrate dehydrogenase. Gene Ontology annotation, biological process: tricarboxylic acid cycle; isocitrate metabolic process. Gene Ontology annotation, cellular component: mitochondrion. The transcript has 2 exons. The coding region runs from base 1 to 1077 and encodes 358 amino acids. NCBI's taxonomy places the organism in Eukaryota, Fungi, Ascomycota, Lecanoromycetes, Lecanorales, Ramalinaceae. The record is from RefSeq and is a predicted model, not a curated record. Gene Ontology annotation, molecular function: isocitrate dehydrogenase (NAD+) activity; NAD binding; magnesium ion binding.